AUGAUGGUCUGGCUGCGCUCGCUGAGAGCACCUCUCUGCGUCUGUGUCCUGGGCAGUCUGUUCCUGGUGCUGCUCUUCCGACUGGCAGGACCGCCGCUACAGGAUGACCACAAAGCGCUCCUUGAGGAGACCCGCAAAUGGCGGGCGGAGCUGGAUCUCCUGAAGCUUAAUUUAGAAAGGCACAAGGAUAAGGAUAAGGAAAAGGACAAGGAGCUCAAGCUGGAAGCCAAGCUGGAACCCAAGCUAGAACCCAAACUGGAGUCCAGGCCAGAGCCAGAGCCAGAUUUGGAAACCCUGCUGCGCAGCAACGAGGACGAGAACUGGGCCCAUGGGCCCGAGUGCGCCCCAUAUCCUCGCUACGAGAACCUGGAGUUCCACAGUCCGCACUUCCAGAAGACGCAACAUGGGAAUCUCACCUACUACCUGUACGGUGCCUACUACGAUCGCCGGCCCAGAGUGGCCGAACUGGUGAUCCUGGCCAUGAUCACCACCUGUACAGAUAACCAUCCGCCCACCUACUGCCAGAUGUGGUUCGAGGGCGAGACCCUGCCGGAGCUGGUGCCGCUCCACGAGUCCAAGCUGGCCUGGUUUCCCCAGUGGGGUCAGGGCGAGGGUGUGCCCUUUCCCACACUGCUCACCUUCCAGAUGCAGUCGCCGCGUCAGCCCCAGCUGGUGGCCCUGGUCUUUGGCAACGGCUGUGCCGUGCCGCAGAACGCUUUGAAGGUUAUCCAGCCGCCGGUGCUGGAGGAGGAGAGGGUCAAGGCUCAGCCCCGCCUGAGGACGGGCAUCUGCGUCAAGUAUCUGCGAUUUCCCGAUGUGGAUAUAUCCGAGCGCCUGGUGGAGUGGCUGGAGCUGAUGCGUCUCCUGGGCGCGGGCAAAAUACGAGCCUUUGACAUUGGCCAGCUGCAUCCGAAUAUCUCGAGAACUUUGGCUUACUACACCCGGCCCGAGGAUGGGCUGCUGGAGCUGCGUCCCUACCAGAUGCUGCCCACGUUCGACGGCAAGACGGAGCUGUGCCGGCAGCUAAACGAGGUGCUGCUCUACAACGACUGCCUGUACCGGAGCCUAUACGAGUUCGACUACGUGGCCGUGAUGGAUGUGGACGAGGUGAUCAUGCCGCUGGGUCGCCAGCGCUCCUGGCCGGAUCUCCUCGAGGAGCUCGAAGCCGCCGAUGUCAACUGUUCGGCUCGGUGUGGCUACUGCUUCAGCAAUGUGUACUUCCCCAAGGAGCUGGCCCCGGAUCCGAAAAUGGAGUCCUGCUUCUACAUGCUGGCCCAUGUGACCCGGGUGGCGGAGCACUUGGACCCGGCGCUGGCGGCCAAGUGUCUGCAUAAUACCGCCUAUUCCACGGUGAUGCACAACCACUUCGCCAUCCAGUGGCGGGAGUCCUGCGGGCCGCAGCAUGUCGACGUAGAGAUGGGCCAGAUGCAGCACUAUCGCCACGUGGACAUCCUGGAGACGCUGGUGAAGCCGCCGCCGAAGCUGGACGAUAAUAUACGGCGCUUCCAGAAGCAGCUCAUGCGCAAUGUCCGGGCUGUCCACCGUCAGCUGGGCUGGCCGGGAGCCACGUGACCCCAACUACUCUAUAUGUAUUUUAAUUGCUUUUCCAGCCGCACUCUCCCUCUCUCUCUUUCUCUUAAGAGGCUUAAGUGGGCGGGACUCCAGGGAGUCCCACGCCCACCCAACGGAUUUUAUUGAUAAGCUAUGAAUAUUCCUGGCUAGAGUUAGCCACCAUUAAUUAUCUAUUCCUUUCCUCUGUGUAUUUAUUACGAUAAGAUGUGGGGAAUAUUAAAGGAGAGCGAGUGAAUAAAGA
Molecule: messenger RNA, 1813 nt
Organism: Drosophila kikkawai
Lineage: Eukaryota; Metazoa; Arthropoda; Insecta; Diptera; Drosophilidae
Cellular component (GO): cytoplasm
Molecular function (GO): glycosyltransferase activity
Source: RefSeq, a predicted model, not a curated record